Malaya genurostris is the source of this 832-nucleotide messenger RNA. RefSeq lists its product as uncharacterized. The transcript is spliced from 4 exons. The coding region runs from base 126 to 749 and encodes 207 amino acids. The record is from RefSeq and is a predicted model, not a curated record. Lineage: Eukaryota; Metazoa; Arthropoda; Insecta; Diptera; Culicidae.
CGUAGCGGGACGAGAUAGUCCGUUUGUCGUUAUAAACGCAAUUGGUCGUGAUUUUUGCAUCAAUCAUAGAAUCGAAAAUUUAUUGUUACGCCUUGAUCUUCCGCCAUCUGUUAAUUGGUACAACGAUGCAAGCGAGCUUCCGUGUUUUGUUUGUGACCUUGGUUUCUGUUGUUUGCAUAUUUGGUGCAACGGAAGAGGAUGAUCAUCUGGUGACAACGCUUUCACCGGCCGAAGAAUACAAAAACUAUCCGUAUUGCUUUAGGUUUUCGUGGUUGGGUCCAAAAUACAACAAGGAUAGUCAAUACAAAAACAUUACCUGUGAAAAUUUAAUGAAAAAAGCCACCGGAAUACCGUGUUUCCAUCCGCUUGUGGUCACCAAUAAUAGCAACGUUCCGGAUACUGAGUACAUGUGGAACGAGUACAAGGAUAAACCGUCACAGAUUGCUUGCCGAUUAGUUCGUGGAGAGGUUUGCGCUCGGUUCACCUAUCGAUAUAACGGUGCAAUCGAGAACAUCACGUACAUGUGCGCCAAAAUGAAUGUGGACAACGAGUCGUCGACAACGUCCGCGUGUUACAGCGAGGAUCGCAGCGGCCGGGAGAUCGAGGUAUGUGUUUGUGAGUCGGCCGCCGGGAAGACACCGUGUAAUCGCGGUAGCACCGCGUUUUUGGUUCAGUUCGGUCACCCGAUGAUUCUGGCAAUGUUGGCCCUGCUCCAGUUGCUGGUGCUACGGAUUAGCGUGACUCGGUAAUAAAUGCAGUAAAGGCACAUGUAAUCAUUAGAUUCGUUUUAUUAACUCUUGAAGAAAAGUUUCGAUUAUAAAAUGAAUGAAAA